Eriocheir sinensis (Chinese mitten crab) is the source of this 1269-nucleotide messenger RNA. Its product is annotated as glutamate receptor 1-like. The record is from RefSeq and is a predicted model, not a curated record. Gene Ontology annotation, molecular function: ligand-gated monoatomic ion channel activity. The coding region runs from base 156 to 1154 and encodes 332 amino acids. Gene Ontology annotation, cellular component: membrane. The transcript has 6 exons. Lineage: Eukaryota; Metazoa; Arthropoda; Malacostraca; Decapoda; Varunidae.
UUCUUUGUUGUUUUAAUUGUAACAAUAAACUAUCAAUCAAUCUCUGUGACCCCGUGCAGGAGGCGGACAUUGCGCUGGGUCCCUUCGCUCUUACGGCAGGACGUGCUAUCGCGGUGGACUUCGCGUCGCCGCUCUUCUCCGACGCCUCGCUGCUGAUGGCUGCCCGCGGCCGCCCCGAGGUGGAUCCCUGGGGCUUCCUGCUGCCCUUCUCGAACUCCAUGUGGGCAGCGACCCUCGUGGCGCUGGGCUUUGUAGUGGUUGUGACAUCGGCAGUGGUAGCGGUGGGGGCAUGGAUGUCACCCAGGGAGAUGCCGUGUUGCUGGUGGCGGGCCGCCCUUGAUCUCGUCUUCGUGUACUGCGGCGUCCUGUGCCAGCAAAGCGUGGAAGCAAAACAAAUCACCAGCAACAUCAGCACCAACAACAACAAAAACAACAGUAUCAAGGAGUGCGGGCGGUGGGCGGGGCGUGCCGUGGCGGGCGGGUGGGUGGUGGCGGCCAUGGUUCUGGCGUGGGCGUACAUGGGUGGCCUCACGUCCCUACUGGCGGUGAGGUACGUGCCGCAGCCCUUCCAGACCCUCGCCGCGCUGGGCCGACACGCCUCUGUGCUGCUGUUGGUACAGGAGAACUCAGCAGAAGCCCAUCUGCUGCAGACUGGUAGUGGUGCGGUAAUGCGCGGUAUGGAGCGGGUGCGGAAGGAGGGUCGUCUGAGGGAGGUGCAACGGGAAUAUCAGGAGACCUACCUCCCCAUGGCGCAAGGCAAGCCCUGGGUGAUUGUGGCGGAGAGCUCCUCGGCCGCAGUGGUGAACGACAGGCACUUCUCCCUCACUGGGCGUUGUGACUACUAUACUUCGCGGGAGAUCAUCGUAUCCUACACUUACUCCAUUAUCCUGCAGAAGAACAGCCCCCUCCUACGUGCUGUCAACUCGAGAGUGCAGGCGGUGAUACAAGGGGGCCUGUACGGGCAGUGGCUGAAGGAGUCCCUACCCAACGCCACCUACUGCCGCUUCCCGCCCUCAGUCAUCACGGUACAGGACAAGCUGGGCCUCACGAACCUCUGGGGUGUGUUCACUGUCCUGGCUGGGGGUCUCGGCGCCUCCAUCCUCGUCUUCGUCUGCGAGGUGCUCUCCGCGCCACGUAGGGUCACAACGGCUUAGUGUCAGAGCCAACAUCACCAUCACCACCACCACCAUCUCCUCGACUUGGCAGACACUUUCCUUGUUAUACAUGUCGUUCUGCACUCACACAGUUCAUAGUUACUGGUGGCAUUAG